Boeremia exigua is the source of this 1748-nucleotide messenger RNA. RefSeq lists its product as uncharacterized. The record is from RefSeq and is a predicted model, not a curated record. Gene Ontology annotation, cellular component: membrane. The transcript has 2 exons. The coding region runs from base 277 to 1656 and encodes 459 amino acids. NCBI's taxonomy places the organism in Eukaryota, Fungi, Ascomycota, Dothideomycetes, Pleosporales, Didymellaceae.
ACCAUUCCGCAGAAUUAUCAUGUGUAAGCAUAACGAUUCUGUAUUCCAGGGUACGUAGAAGCCCUAAUGAUGGUGUUAGAAGGAUUGCUCAGCCUCAGCUUGUCGCUCGUAGAAUAUAUUGAACGUGCAAGCAAUGACCUUCACUGCGAUAUGCAAGAACUCCACCCUAAUAAGACUGCCCCUGUCCUGGCUGUUAUAUCUAUCAGGUAUCUACCGCGUUCUUGUGCCCACAACAAUCACACAAUCACCAGCUAGGCUCUCAAGGUCUUCCAGGCAAUGACUACAGAAAUGCAAGGUCCCUACGCAGACAUUAGCUCUGUGAGAAACGAUGAAGAGUCUGCCAUUGAGUUGAGACCAACGACCGCCGACACAAAGACACACUCAGAUCCCAGCGUCUCUACCGCACACCUCGGGCCGAGCAUACCUAUAGCACAAGCGAUGAAGGCUUUGAUUCCUGCAGCAAUAAUGAUCCUUGUUAUCUUCUGGAUCAACGCGUCUCACAUUUACGGUUUAUUCCAUCAUCAGGGGGAAUUCGUUCACAGGGCAAAGGUCGCAUUAGCUGACUUCGACGGAGGAGAUUUCGGCGAAGGGCUGCGCCUGGCAGCAGCUACGAACAAUGGUACAUAUGGAAACCCCACCUACGUCAGUGUCGAUACUGUUGGCUCGACAUCUGAGCAAAUACGACACGAAGUCUUCAAAGGCACAUACUGGGCUGCGAUUAUUGUCGAACAUGGCGCGACAGCUCGCUUCAAAGAUGCCAUAGAUGGCUCGGCCGAAGCAUACAAUCCAGACGAUGUCUACAAAUACUAUGUACUCGACGCGCGUUACUAUACGAUAUACGCCUCGAGUAUCCUCUCCCCAGUUAUUGCUACCGCAUCCACUGCGGCUAGUGUUUUCAGUGCUCAGUUCAUCACGCCCAUCAUCGCUCGGGGUCAACACGCGAAUGCCACCACAGCGCUCUCCGCACUCGCUAGCCCAGCACGCCCUGUAGAGAUGCCAGCGGCUCCCCAACUGUACGCUACCCUUGACGACAAAGCGUUUAUCAACACCCUUGGCGCAGUCCUGCCAAUCCUGAUGCAAUUCUUCUUCAUCAUGGCCUGGAACGGUAUAUGCAACGGUAUGCAUUUCUACGCUGCCCACGAUCUGCGCACACACAUCCUCUCUCGAUUGUUCUGUGGAACAGUGUGGCCAGUCUUCACGAGCCUGUGUAUAGCUGGUUGGACCUUUGCUUUCCGGGGCUCAUACAGCAUCGACGUCAAAAUGUUCUUUGCAUUCUGGGCUGUAACAUGGGUCUACUGCAUGAUUAGCUUCGACGUGUUGGACAUUGCUACUGGAUUCAUCCCGAUGGCGUUCGUGCCCUUCUUUGUGCUGACCUGGAUUAUCUGGAACGUCGUGGCAUCUCUUGGUCCACCAGAGAUCCUUCACCAAUGGUUUCGCAUCAACUACUUCUUUCCAAGUCUGCACUGGUUCAGGACGUUCAUCACCAUCAUUACGCAAGGCGCGUUGAAUGAUUCGCGCUACACGCUCCCCGUUCUUGCAGUCUGGCUGGUGCUUAUGAAGUGUCUGAGUCCACUGGCAACAAGACAUCGCGUUAGGAAAGCGCAUGAGAUAUUCCAGUGGUACAAGGAGCGUAACGCAAUUGGCGGACCUCAUUAGACUAGUUUCUUGCCAUACAUUUCUGUUAGCUGUUAAAUCUUAUAGGCGUGCUAGCAAGUUGAUCGAAGCUAAUGUUAUCUAUAAAACUUCGG